This is a messenger RNA of Paramormyrops kingsleyae, 1592 nucleotides long. The record is from RefSeq and is a predicted model, not a curated record. Lineage: Eukaryota; Metazoa; Chordata; Actinopteri; Osteoglossiformes; Mormyridae.
GCAGCUUUCAAGGCUCAUUUGGAAAAGAGUACUGCUACAGUCAAAGGUCGUUUGGAAAAGGUCUGGAAGUUGCUGUUGGAAAAUGUUUGGAAGUUGGUGGUGGAAAAAGGAAAAGGGAGAAAGUACCCCAAAGACAGUGGAGAAAAAACCAGAGCUCCUUGAUAAACCAUGGAGGAGUGUUAUAUGGGACACUGGGACAAAAAACAACCUCAAGCAGUCUGUGCAAAAUUACGCACCCACUAAUAAAUCAGUGCCUCAGGCUCGGAUUCUUCUAGUUGGUGCGAUUGGUGCUGGAAAAUCGAGCUUCUUCAACUCCAUCAACUCUGUCUUCCGUGGCAAUAUAACAGCCCAAGCCAGAGCAGGAAUGAAUGCCGUCAGCCAGACAACAAAGUAUCGCACUUACCAGGUGCAGGCGGGUCGAGAUGGACCACCUCUCGCAUUCCUCCUGUGUGACACCAUGGGAGUGGAACAAAUUGAACAUGGAGGGGUGAAUAUUGAAGAUAUUGAGAGCAUCCUGAAGGGCCACAUAAAAGACCAGUACAUUUUCAACCCUAGAUCACCAGGGAAAUCUGCUGACAGCCAAUUGCCACUUGCAGACAGGAUCCACUGCAUGGUUAUUGUGAUGGACACCAACAAAUUAAAAAUUGUGCCUGAAGCAACGUGGCACAAACUUCGUAACAUCCAGCACAAAGCUGACUCAUACGAGGUCCCCCUACUGGUGCUACUGACCCAAGUUGACAAAGCAUGCCCACAUGUGGAAAAGGACUUGAAGAACGUGUACCGCAGCUGCUACAUAAGGGAGCAGAUCUUCAACGUGAGUGACCGUCUGGGCAUUCCAGUGUCGCAGGUGCUUCCAGUGAAGAAUUACUCCCAUGAGAUUGAGCUGAAUGACAACUGUGACAUCCUGCUUCUCACUGCAAUGAAGCAGAUGCUAAACUUUGCUGACAAUUGCUUUGACAAUAAUAAAGGCAAAGAGUAAAAAUGUUGUGAUCAGUGCCAUCAUAUUUCUCUGAUGGCGUUGAGAGCCACUGUCCAAGCUGUUUUGCCCAAUAACAUGUUAGAUUCCUACUCAUUAUACUUAUGCAGAAAUCAUUUCUUUACCUUAAUUACACACAAGCUUUUUUUGUAAGUUAGAUUUAAAAUUGUCUUUUUACUUGAUGAUGAAUUAUGUGUGCAUAAAACCAAAGAUAUAAUCAAGUGCACAGUGUAACCCUACAAUGAUUUAGAUGCUAAGCUAAUAAAAAUGACCUGGUGAUUCUCAACUGAACUCUGUCAAUAUUUUUUUGGUUUUGUUCACUGUACUACAUCUAUAUUUUGAGUUUGCUUGUGUGUCUCAGUCAGACUGAUUACUAGACUUUGGGUUUGGAAACGAUUAACUAAAACAGUCUCAGAUUUAAAGUAUUUUUUACUUAAAGGAUGUGUCACAUGAAAAUUUUCCAGAAGAUCUGAUCAAAGUGUUUACACUGUAAAAAAUUAUUCAUUGACUCAACUUGACUUAGUCAAGUCAUCUUGUUGCUUUGACAGAGUUAAGUUAUAUCUAUGUAAAGUGUAAAAUUAACUACACUUAAAUAAAUUAGUUGAUACAGCAUGAA